Ornithodoros turicata is the source of this 3448-nucleotide messenger RNA. Its product is annotated as elongation factor-like GTPase 1. NCBI's taxonomy places the organism in Eukaryota, Metazoa, Arthropoda, Arachnida, Ixodida, Argasidae. Gene Ontology annotation, biological process: cytosolic ribosome assembly. Gene Ontology annotation, molecular function: GTPase activity; GTP binding; ribosome binding. Bases 194 to 3367 code for a protein of 1057 amino acids. The record is from RefSeq and is a predicted model, not a curated record. Gene Ontology annotation, cellular component: ribonucleoprotein complex; cytosol. The transcript is spliced from 21 exons.
AAACGGAACAGGGCCGGUUUUACCGUUCUGCUAUUACAUGUGUCUUCAAGCAUUCGUGUUUCGACGCAUACGGCAUGAAAUUGUGAUGCCCAGUGGUUUUUGAAGUGAAAUGAUCUGUGCAGAAGUUCUCAACAGACAUUGAAUAUCCCCCCGCAUCUACAUCACUUGCGCAAUCUCACCAACGUUUGUGAUAAUGAGGAAAGUAUCCGUGCAGCACAUCCAAGAGCUUCAGAAACGUGCUGAACAAAUACGGAAUGUGUGCAUUCUCGCUCAUGUUGAUCAUGGAAAAACAACACUUGCCGACUCUCUCAUCGCAAGCAACGGUAUCAUAUCUCAGAGGAUGUCAGGAAAGUUACGAUAUAUGGAUAAUAGGAAAGACGAACAAGAAAGGGGCAUUACCAUGAAAUCCAGCGCAAUAGCUCUGUACUACGACAGGAGAGACCUCUUAGUGAAUCUUGUCGAUUCACCGGGUCACGUGGACUUCACGAGCGAAGUGAUAUCGGCUGUACGUCUUUGCGACGGCGCUGUCCUUGUGGUCGACGUUGUAGAAGGAGUUUGCGCACAGACUAAGGUAUCACUGCAACUUGCUUGGUCUGAACACCUGAAGCCAUUGUUAGUGCUGAACAAGAUAGACAGACUCAUUCUGGAGAAGAAGAUGACUCCAUUGGAUGCAUAUGUACGUCUCUCCCAAGUUUUGGAACAGGUCAAUGCUGUUGUGGCGGAGCUAUUCACGACACAGGUGCUCGAGAAAAGUUCCAAACCUGAAGACGUCCUUAGCAGCCAUGAAGAGCAGGUAUUCGAUUGGAGCAGCGGCCUGCAGGACGCAGAUGAUUCCACCGUAUAUUUCUCCCCUGAGCAAGGCAAUGUAGUCUUUGCAAGUGCUUAUGAUGGUUGGGGGUUUAGUGUGGAGCAAUUUGCAGAGCUCUAUGCCGAGAAGAUGGGCGUGCGUAAGGAGAUUUUACAGAAGACACUCUGGGGAGAUUUCUACAUCAAUACAAAGACAAAGCGCAUUCAGAAAGGAGCACAGGCCAAGGCAAAGAAACCACUGUUUGCCCAACUUGUUCUAGAAAACAUCUGGGAUGUCUACGACGCAGUUUGUACUCGAAGAGAUCAAGUAAAGACUGAAAGAAUUGCAAGUUCUUUGGGCUUGAAGGAAUCGCGUCACGGUGAUCCGCGCUCUAGGCUACAGAAUCUCGUUUCACAGUGGAUGCCUUUAGCAAAAGCUGUCCUAGAGAUGACUUGGGGUCAAGCUCCUAGCCCCAAGCAACUGGACGACUCCAGAGCUGAGGCCCUGCUAUGUCCGGCGUCGCGCCGCUUCGACGAUCUUCCAGCUGCCAGCCGAAAGCUGAAAGAUGCUUUCUUAGCCUGCUCUAGUAGCAUGGAGGCCCCCACAGUUGUGUGCAUCUCUAAGAUGGUAGCUGUUGAUGCAAAGCAGCUUCCCGAAAAUAAACCACGAUUUUUGACGCCCGAAGAAAUGGCAGAGAGGCGCGAGGAGGCUCGCAGAAGACACGCAGAACGGAUGGCGCAGGCAAACGACACUUCCGUAGGGUUGCCAGAGACGGUCGGUACACCCAUAGAGGAUCAGAAGACAGAGGUUGAAGAACAAGAAGACACAGUGUUCGUUGCAUUUGCACGAGUCUUUAGUGGGACACUGAGAAGAGGACAGAAAGUGUUUGUACUUGGGCCAAAGCAUGACCCGGCAAAGUUUUUGGAAAAGGGGCGUGAAGUAAACCCGGAGCUGACACUGGCUGACCUGCCUCCAGACGAGCACGUUACUGUGGCCACGGUGGAAAAGCUUUAUCUUCUGAUGGGCAGGGACCUAGAAGCAUUAGACGAAGUGCCAGCGGGAAGUAUCUUGGGCAUCGGUGGCCUGGAGAAACAUGUCGGGCGGACAGCAACUCUAUCUACGGACGUUGCCUGUCCACCUUUCGUGGACGUCUGUGGUAGCAACAUGCUAGGUGCAGCCAUUCUGCGUGUGGCCUUGGAACCAAAGGCAGGAGUGCAGGACAUUGGGGUGCUGCGCAGGGGUCUUAAGCUCCUGCAGCAGGCCGAUGCCUGUGCUCAGGUUCUCGUACAGGAGACUGGAGAACACGUCCUUGUUACGGCUGGUGAAGUGCACUUAGAGAGAUGUCUGCAUGACCUGGUCAACAGGUUUGCUAAAAUUGAAAUUGACGUCUCAGACCCUAUCGUACCAUUUCGUGAGACAGUGGUGGAGCCGCCAAGAGUUGACAUGGUGAAUGAAGCUAUCGAAGACAAGCAACCUCAAAAACAGGCAAAUAAGGGCUCCGGUGAUGAGGAGGACGUCGGUCCAGAUGGUGUCGUGACUGUGUGCACGGCUGACCGCAAGGUGACCCUGCGCGUGCGAGCUGCACCCCUUCCCUCUGAAGUGACGCAAAUGCUCGAAGAACAAAGUGCGCUCCUGAAAGACUACAGCCUUGCAUUAGGUGGUCAAAUUCCUGAAGCUCUCCUACACCGGAUAGCCGACUUGAAGUCUGCCCUGGAAAAAGCUUUUAAGGAAGCCGGUUGGGAAGACAAUACGCUAGACCAGUUCUGGUCGUUGGGCCCGAGGCGGUGUGGCCCUAAUGUACUACUGAAUAGAGUACCAGGCUAUGCAAGACCGUCUUUGUGGCCAGCUAGCAGUAAUGUGUCCCAAUCUGAGGCGGGGAACUCUCAGAGUAGUUGCAGUCCAGACAAAGACGACACAAAGGGACUGAAACUUUUAGAUGAGUUAGAUCACUGUGUGGUAAAUGGAUUCCAGCUGACAACGCUGUCAGGUCCGCUGUGCCAAGAGCCAAUGAUGGGAGUAGCAUUUGUGAUCGAGGGUUGGGAAGUGUCCUCCGACAGUACAACAACAGGAGCAGCGCAAGGUCCUCUGUCAGGGCAGCUCAUUUCUGCGAUGAAAGAUGGAUGCCGCAGAGCAUUCCAAGCCCAGCCGCAGCGUCUCAUGUGUGCCAUGUAUACCUGUGCCAUCCAAGUCAACACUGAUGCGCUCAGGCAGGUGUACGCUGUGUUGGGACGGCGUCAUGGGCGCGUCCUGGGUGGUGACAUGCACGAAGGUUCCAGCACUUUCGAAGUGACGGCGGUGUUGCCGGUCGUCGAGAGCUUCCAGUUCGCGAACGAGAUGAGGAAGCAGACGUCGGGGUUAGCCAAUCCCCAGCUAGUCUUCAGUCAUUGGGAGACAGUGGACGUCGAUCCAUUUUGGGUACCCUCAACAGAAGAAGAGUACCUGCACUUUGGAGAGAAAGCAGAUACGGAAAACCGGGCACGGAAAUACGUGGAUGCUGUCCGUCGGCGUAAGGGCUUACCCGUUGCGCAGAACAUCGUGGAGCGAGCUGAAAAGCAGAGGACGUUACAUCGCAAGAAGUGACCUUUGUUACGCAUCCUUGUGCAGUGAGACUAUAUGAGACACAUGUAUAUAACGGAUGAGAAAGAAUUUUAUUACAGCUAA